Prorocentrum cordatum is the source of this 1464-nucleotide messenger RNA. NCBI's taxonomy places the organism in Eukaryota, Dinophyceae, Prorocentrales, Prorocentraceae. The record is from the annotation of a GenBank genome assembly.
AGCCUCGCGGUUGCGAAGGGACGCGCCGCGCCAGCCCUCCGAGGGCCUGCCGAGCCCUCUCCCCGUCUCUUGGCGCAGGCCCAUGGCCCCCAAACGCGGCCGACCCUCAACCGGCUUCACCGCCAACAAGAAGCCAGCGAAGGCCGCCAACAAGAAGCCAGCGAAGGCAGUCCACGUCGGCGGCCUUUGCGACGUGGUGGCAAAGUCCCUGGACGCCGAUACCGGGCUGGCGGAGUCCGUCGUCAAGCUGCUCAGGGACUCCAUCCCCACCUCCCUCGCGCUUCUCAAGGAGGAGCGACACGCCUUCCAGGAGCAGGCCGUGCAGAUGAUCGGCCAGGCGCUCGACGCCAAGGGCGCGGCCCUGGACAGGGCGAGGGAGGAGGCGGCGGCGAAGCUGGCCGAGGUCGCCGAGGCCGCCUCCGCCACCGAUGCCGCCGUCGCAGAGGCCGAGGAGGAGGCCAAAGCGCUGGCGGACGCCGAGGCCGCGGCGGCGGUCAAGGCCUCGGAGGACGCCGCCGCCCAGAAGGCCGCCCGGGGCGCCGCCGCCGCGGCGACGAAGGCCCAGGCCGACGGCGAGGCCAGCCUCGCCGGCAGCGAGGCGAGCAAGGCCGCGCUCGAGGCGGUGCAGAAGGAGCACUUCGAGCCCUUGGUCGAGGGCACCGCGGCCGACGCGAAGGCGUCUCUCAAGGUGUUUAGCAAGGCGGCCAAGGAGUACCUGGAGGUGGAGGAGGGUACGCUCGACAACAUCUCCUCGACGCUCGGCAAGGCGAAAGGCGACCGCAGCACCUUCGACGGCCUCGUGGUGAACCUGCUCGCGGAAGCCGUCGCGAAGGCGCUGGCGGACCUGGGGGCGAAGAUCGAAGCGGGCUCCAAGGCGAAGGAGGAAAAAGAAGUGAAGAAGUUGCCGGAGGAAGCUCAACUCCGUUGUUCUGGCCACGCCGGGGAUCAAGGCGCGCGUCGUUUUCCUGGCGAUGGAUUGCACAGGAGCUCAUCCUCGACAUCAUGAGAGGGGACUUCGCCUACGCGUGCCCCGCGGUGAGGUUGAGCAAAGAGCGGCACAAGUACGCGGCGCCGAGUUCCCAAUGCAGCGACCUGAGCAACAAGAUCGACGACGCCACAAGCUAAGCCACCUGUCGCUGCAUCUCCCGAAGAAGGUGUUCCCGAAUGCAAAUCAGAGUAGCAUCUCGCGAACUGUGUUCGAAACUGCGACACGGCCAUAUGUCUUCUACUUCAAGUGCUUCGGCUGCAAUACAGGCCGGCACAGAAAGUGAGAUAAGUGCAGUUCCCCGCAUGGCGUGAAUUGUGUCCGCGACUGCGAAGCAGUCAUCAUGCUAUUGAAGGGUUGUCGUCUCGAUCUACGUCCGAGAGGCAGCAGGUCAGUUGUCAGGUUGUUCGCGCUGCUAAAUGUAUGCUGCCAGUGCAUUUUGUGUAAGGAUCCUGGUCAGCAGAAGGCCCGCCCCUGCA